Messenger RNA from Athalia rosae (coleseed sawfly), 3951 nucleotides. RefSeq names its product BTB/POZ domain-containing protein 6-like (gene axed). Gene Ontology annotation, biological process: neurogenesis. The record is from RefSeq and is a predicted model, not a curated record. Gene Ontology annotation, molecular function: protein binding. Bases 917 to 2221 code for a protein of 434 amino acids. Lineage: Eukaryota; Metazoa; Arthropoda; Insecta; Hymenoptera; Athaliidae. Gene Ontology annotation, cellular component: cytosol. The transcript is spliced from 6 exons.
UCAUUUUUCGUCAAUUCUGCUCAAUUUAAUUCAUCCCUCAAUUUUUUAUGUUUUACUCAUCGUCCUUUUCUUUUUCAGAGAUGAAGGAAGGGAAAAAUAUGUGAUCCAGUUUUUCAUUGGAACGUCUCCACUAUACUCUAGUGCACGUAUACCAAAAUACCAAAACUCGGUUUCGGUUUCAUUAGAAGUUUAUUAGUCAUGAUUUGGUUCGACUGAAAACAUUCGUUUCAAUUUCUCCUUAUGAGCACGUACACAUCAGGCUCUCGCAGGUUACAAGCUGCGACUGUUCUCCAGACGAUCCUGUUUAUUAUAAUAUUUUAAUUGUGUAAUUAAUACAUGCACAUACGUACGUGUGUAUGUAUGUACUGUAAACAUCCAUAUUUGUAUCAAAUUACGCUUGUGUGAGAUGUUAACUCCUUAUUGGCUGCUUAUCAUCGUUCACAUUUCACACAUACAAUUCGAAUUGCAUUCGUACAUAUAUACAUUUGAUUUAUACAUAAUCCUAUAUGUAUAACAUAAAUAAACACAUAUGUGCACAUAUUUUCUCUGUACUUGUCGUACUCACACAAUCGUAAUUCACUUAUGUGGUUUGUCACGUGACUUGUAAUGCAGGAUUGUGUGGUGGUGUACAACACGUGGUAGAAUUGAAACCGACAAAACUAUAUCAGUUUGCUUACCAACCUCGAGACGAGGCAUUCGUACACGAUACGCCGCGCCUCGCGAAGGGACGAUAUCAAUUGCGGAUUAUAAAAAUUUUCAUCCAUCUUUCGAAUCAUCGCAUGAGUGAAGCAAAAAAAAUUAUACAGUUUUAAUUUUUCAUCAUUCACUUCGUUCCUCUCCGAGACAUCGGACUGCGUAUCAUUGCCAAUAAGUAGUGAUAGAUUGCGGUUUUUUUCCGUUCUUUUUUAAUUGAUAAAUGGUCGCCAAAUUACCAAGAAAAAAAUUUACCAUGACCGCAGAAAACGGACAAUGUUUUACUCGGAGUAAACCGGAACGGUCGCGGGAAAAAAAUCGCGAGGGUUUGCGGCCAAGAAGAACGGUUGGAAGGACUUUGCAUCCGAUUUUUAUUCACCUGUCCAAAGAUCUGAAUGUUAAAAAUUCCAAGGAUAAGAUGGCCGAAGUCCCUCUUAUUCCUGCUGAAGAAAUAAUGUCCUGUAACAACGUUCAGGAUAAUUUAGUAAUGCUAGAAGUCGGUCCUCACAGAGACACUUGGCGAUAUUGCGUCGAACGUCAAAGACUUGCAGACAGAUCUGAAUGGUUCAGGGCGAUGCUAGUUGGUCCCUUAGCUCCACCACCGAGUACUCCACCGCCAACUGUACGUUUGGAGCAUGUCGAAAAAAGGGCAUUUGAUCAUCUUCUCAGGUACCUCCACGAUGAGCCGGUGAAUUUCCAAUCGGUCAGCACGGCUCGAGCUACUCUAGAUGUUGCUCAUCAAUACCUUUGCCCGCAGCUCGCGAGACUAGCUAUUAAAUAUUUAGAGGCAAAUUUGACAUCUAAUAAUGUACUCGAAGUUCUUCAAGGACUAAAGUUGUACGCCGCUAAUUUAGGAAAAGCAGAAUCUCCUUCGGCCCCACCUUUGCCCGGCGAUGAAGCUGGGGAAAUAGCCGUUGCCUGCGCCUCGCUUCUCGGGGCGUGUAUGAACGUAGUGGAUUCUGAACCAGCUGCUAUCCUUCCUCAGGAACGUUUCGAGGAAUUGACUCGCGAAGAAGUAGCUGAAAUAGCUGAACGAGAUACUCUGAAUCUAAGACACGAAGGCGUACUAUUCACUGCAUUAGAUAGAUGGGCAGCUUCGGAAUGUAGAAGACAUGGCGUAGAGCCCACACCCUGCAAUAAAAGAACUGUUCUUAAUGACGAGAUUUGGUUUAGCGUAAGAUUCACCCUGAUGACAGACAAGGAAUUUAUCGAAGGUCCAAUGGCCAGCGGAGUUCUGACGAGCAAAGAAUCUGCUUUCAUUGUAGCAAAGAUAUUGGGCCACCAUCACGAUCGCCAACAACAACAGCUACAGGAUGCUACGGUAGGUCCGCUAUCGAGGCUAUCGAAUGUUCCGAGGAGAUUUUCAAUGUCUGCAGCCGAAAGAAAAUUGAAGAAAUAUCGGCAUGGUAAAUUGGAACGUGAAGAGAAUAGAAAAAAUCGUAAAAGGGAGUGCGCCAGUCAGGGUCAACGAGCAUGUGCAAGCCUUGGUAAUUGUCUGGUUCGAGUACUCGCAUGUGUUUUCGACUGAAUUAUAUGAUAAAACUAAUUUUACUAAAGCCAGACUGACAAAAGGAUGUGAAAUACAGAAUUCACCAAGUUGUCAAAACUCUUCGAAUUCAACAUUGAUUAUGUCAUAAAAGACGAUGGGUUGUAUUGGCAACGGUUUUUUUUUCAAUAUAAAUUAUAUUCCGUUCAGAUAUUUACUCUAUAUUAGAGGAUUAUAUGUAUUUUUUUUUUUCAUUAUCUAAACACUUUUUGUACUGAUAUUAGAGUAGAGAGAACUGGGACGAUAAUAUUGUUCUGUGGUUCAGAGAAAUAAGAUUUUAUUUAGUUAACUAUUUCGCGUAUAAUUUACUAUAAACACAUAUAGCGUGUAGGAAGAAUGUAUUUGAAGCGUUUCGAUAUUACGAUAUUUAGAAGAGGAAAAACAAAUUAACAAUGCAAAAGGGAAAACACGUUUUACCUGAUCUAAUUCAAAAAGGACUCCUCAAAUAUUGUUCUCGUCGAGUUAUGAUUUAUUGAAAAUCCCUGCUCACUUAAAAAGUAUUAUGAUUGACAUAGAAUUUCGUCCCGGCAAAAUUUCAAUAUCCGAUACGAACGUUGUAAGAGCAACAAAAAAAACUAACACAUUUUUGCCUUAGAAUCUAAACGCAGACGCAUCACGUGAAUUAUUUUAAACAUAUACUUGAAUCAUAUUUUUUCCUACUACGCGCGGUACUCAAUAAUGCAUAUAGAUAUGAAAAUAAUUUUUAAUUGUGUUCAUUAAAAUAAUUCUAUGUAUUCGCGAAUAUUAUCAAUUUAGCUGUGAACUACAAUUUAAUUAAUUAUUAUAUGCCAUGGCUGGUCCGUGAUGAAAAUAUAAUAAUUAUAAUCAUGAAAACGAAAUUUUACAAGAAAGAAACAAAUCUUAAUAUUGCAAGAAAAUAUUUUUUCGAAACUAUAUUGCAAACGCUAAUAAGGUUGUUUAUAACCAUGAAAAAAAAAGGAAGAGAAGAAAGAAAUUAUUCAUACGAAGGAAUUGGCACACUAUUAUACAUACGUAGUGAUGUAUAAUGUAUAAUUGAAUAUUUACAAAAAAUUAUUACUAUUAUAAUUAUUAAUACAAAAAAUUUUAAUAUGUUGACAAAUAAAAUUCUAUAUUAUGCUAUGAUCGGCUAAAAGUUUGGAUCGAUUAUAUUAAUUAUUAUCAUUGCAAAUAUAUUGCGAUACAAAAAAAAAUAUUAAUAAUUUUACCACAUAAAAGUACAGGGUUUUCGAUUAUUGAAUGUGAAAAAAAAAAGAAAAAUCAACCACAAAUGAUAAUUUUUAAAUGAGUUUGCAGAAGGCCUAUUAUUACCUAUUGUAAUAUUAUCAUAUUAGUCAAAUUCUUGUGGUGUUUCUAAUAGUUGGAGUCAAUGAAAAAUAGUAAAUGCCUAGAAAAAAGACCAAAAACAAAAAAAAAAAAAAACACGGAUUUACUAUUAUCAUUAAUUAUUAUUACAAUUACAGCAUUUAUCAAUACGUUAAAAAAUUAUAUAAAUAUCAUGUCGUUAUUACUAUUAUUGUACUUGUUUCAUGUUAAAAAAAUAUAUUAUGGUCAUCGAUGUAUACUAUUGACGAAAGGGUGAGAAAGAAAUAUUGACAAUUGUACAACAAAAAAAUGAUAAUGUAACGAUUAUAAUUUGCUUGCGCGUAUAAGUUUGAAGAAGAAAAAACGUAAAAAUAUAUACGAUACAAAUGACAUUAUGUAAUAAAAUACAGAAAAGCGUGCUCUAGUAA